Molecule: messenger RNA, 1356 nt
Organism: Anguilla rostrata (American eel)
Lineage: Eukaryota; Metazoa; Chordata; Actinopteri; Anguilliformes; Anguillidae
Gene: tmem134
Product: transmembrane protein 134
Exons: 8
Coding region: 481-1113 (210 amino acids)
Source: RefSeq, a predicted model, not a curated record
CUACAACAAUAUAGAUAAUGCACAUAAACACACAAUAUAGUAUGAUAUGUGCGUAUACAUUUAAAAAAAACACAUCAGUUUUGACAUUAGUUCAUGUAAAAACUCAUCUUAGAACCAAAAUUCCUGAUUGAUACAUUUAAGCAUAAAUAUGUGUAAGGGUAGUAUACAUUCCGUGCACCAGUUUGCGGUAUAACAUUAACAAGCUUGUGAUUGACUACUCUUGUCUGUACAGCUCUGGUCACGCGUUGAACAAGUCAAAAGUAGUCACACGCCGAAUGCUUUCGGAAGCAAAAGUUCUGAAGAUUUCUCUAUCGGAAUUUGAAACCUUUUGUGACAAGAUCAGCUGGGAGUCCAUUCGAGGAGUGUAAAUAUGGAAGGAACAAGAUGUUGAACUGGUUCUGGAGUAAAAUUGAACAACUUGGAAAGAACAUUGAAAUGCCUGUUCGUACACACAACAGUGAGCUCUGAUUGGCUACCACGAUGGCAACGCAGUUCAGCAUCGACGACGCCUUUUCGCUGGAGGGAGAGGAGGAAGUGGGCGGGGUCGGCCGAGAGAAGGACGGAUGGAAAGGAAGAGAUAAAGACCGCGAUGGAGGAGACGGGGGUUCGAUGAGCUUCGGCACUCUCUCUUUCUCCAAACCCCAGGGUCACUCGCCCAGCACUGCCAGCACACCGGAACACAGCAGCCUGAAGUACCAGAACCUAGAGAACGAAGAAGGGUUGGGCAGCAGUGGAAACUCCUCUUUCAAUAACUUUUUCAAAAUCAGUGACCCAGCGACACUAUCCUACUGCAGUUCUCAGUGGUCUUUUAGCACUCUCAGCUCAGUCACCCAGCUGUCUGCCCAUUGCUGCAGCUGGACAUCUCACCCCCUGGUGAAGAAGAACAGGAGAGUUGUUCUUGCCUCGUUCCUCCUCCUUGUCACCGGAAUGGCUCUGAUUUUCACAGGGAUUGUGAUACAGCUAAAUCCAGAUGCAGGUGUCUCCAGUGCCAUAUUCUUUCUGCCCGGAUUCCUGCUCUUCAUUCCCGGGGUAUACCACGUGAUCUACAUCUCCUGUGCGGUGCAAGGACGGAGAGGGUUCAAGUUCUUCUAUCUACCCUAUUUUGAGAAGUGAUUUUAUACCCCCUUUUCCAAUGUGAUGAAAUCUACAAAUCAUGCACCUAGUAAAUGAUGACACCUGUGUGGAGAAAUAAUCUGCCUCCUUCCUAAAUACUGACCACUACUAACACCAAAUCACUGUGUGCUUCAAUGUGUUUUUCAAUUACUAUGCAAAAGAAGGACUUUGAUUUCUUUUUGUUUUGUAUUAAUAAUUACUGUGACACUACAAUAAAUCUGUUUUGUAUAUUACUUUUAAAAA